AUGCUACCGAUGUCCGGCAGCGCCGUUUGGAUGGGCGGAGACGAAGAUGACGCGGCGUCUUGGACCAGAAGCAGCAGCAACAACAACAACAACAAUAAUAACGAGGGAGAGCCCAAAAACGAGCAACAGUCGAGCUUGGGUGCUUCUUUUUCCAACUUCAAAUCGAUGUUGGAAGGUGACUGGUACAUGAACAAUGUUCUCAACCCAACUCAUCACCAAGACCUCCAUUCCCUCCCUAACCACCGCCAGCCAGAUAUCAGAGACAUUGCCUGCUUCUCUGAAAACACACUUAUCCUGCAACCAAUGGACUCCUCCGCUUCCUGUUCUCCCUCUCAGGUCUUCUCUCUCGACCCUUCACCGCCACAACACUUGUUCCCCACCAAAUCCUGCUUCUCUUCUCUCCUCAACGUCAUCUCCACCAACCCUUUUGACAAUGGCUUCGAUUUGGGCUGCGACAGUGGCUUUCUCAGCUCCUUCCAGGGAAAUCAACCUUCCAAUUCCUCUGCUUUGAUGGGUUUCACGGCCUUCAAUUCUCAGUCUCAGAUAGGUACUCCCGAACUGAGUUCGAGCGCCGAGUUCCCAACCACUCGGUUGCUGCCAGCGCCCAACAACGACACUGAGCUCGAUGGCGACUUUAGCCUUACUAGCUUCCAUGGCUUCGAUGGCUCUGGGGGUGGUCAGCUACUCAACAGGGCUAAGCCACUGAGACCCCUUCACGUAUUCCCUCCCGUGGGUGCUCAUCCCACUCUCUUUCAGAAGCGAGCGGCGCUUCGUCAAAACUCCGGCGGUGACGGGACCGAUAAAUUGGGGAAUUUGGAGAUUUCGGGGCCCAGAUACGGAGGAGUUUUGGAAAGUUUGGAGAGGAAGAGGAAGAAGAACGUGGAGGGUGAAAUGGAGGAAGGGAGUAUGGAUGUGUCUGGUUUGAAUUAUGACUCGGAUGAGUUUAAUGAGUAUAGUCAAGUGGAGGAGAAUGUGAAGAAUGUGAAGAAUGCUGGAAGCAAUUCUAACGCCAACAGCACAGUCACUGGUAUUGACGGAGACCGCAAGGGCAAGAAGAAGGGUUUACCGGCGAAAAAUCUGAUGGCGGAGAGGCGGCGGAGGAAGAAGCUCAAUGAUAGGCUCUACAUGCUUAGGUCUGUUGUACCCAAGAUAAGCAAGAUGGAUAGGGCGUCCAUAUUAGGGGAUGCAAUUGAUUAUUUGAAAGAGCUUCUACAAAGGAUUAAUGACCUCCAUAACGAGCUGGAGUCUGCCCCACCUGGUUCCUUGUUGCCACCUUCAUCAUGCUUUCAACCAUUGACACCCACUCCACCCACCCUUCCCUGCCGUGUCAAAGAAGAGCUCAGCCCAAGCUCCUUUCCAAGCCCCAAAGGUCAAUCUGCAAAGGUGGAGGUUCGGGUAAGGGAAGGAAGAACUGUUAAUAUCCAUAUGUUUUGUGCCCGUAGACCAGGGCUCUUGCUCUCUGCUAUGAGGGCCUUGGACGACCUUGGUUUGGACAUCCAGCAGGCGGUGAUCAGCUGCUUCAAUGGGUUUGCUUUGGAUGUGUUCCGUGCUGAGAUUGUCAUGACCCGUGAAGAUCUAAUCCAGUCAUUUCCUAGAUGCAAGAAAGGCUUCCUCCUUUGGACUAUCCCUGUUAUCAUGAAAAUGGAUGGGGGCAUUUGGAUGCCUUGGAAUGAAAUCUUAUGUAAUUCUUCCAUGGCAAUAUGA
This is a messenger RNA of Prunus armeniaca (apricot), 1704 nucleotides long. The record is from the annotation of a GenBank genome assembly. Lineage: Eukaryota; Viridiplantae; Streptophyta; Magnoliopsida; Rosales; Rosaceae.